Paramuricea clavata is the source of this 4852-nucleotide messenger RNA. The record is from the annotation of a GenBank genome assembly. Lineage: Eukaryota; Metazoa; Cnidaria; Anthozoa; Malacalcyonacea; Plexauridae.
AUGGUACGAAAUUAGAUACAAGUAUAGUAUCCACGAUUAGAUCUCCAAUAUCUUCAAAAAGUCAAUUAACAACAGUAAACAUGCAUGCAAAAUUAAUACAAGCAACAGUCAAGAAAUAUUAUCAUAGGAAAAACCAAGAAGUCGAUCUUCUGUUUGUCUCUAUUCUGUGCCAGUGUUCUGCACUCAGUUGAUGUAGUGACGUCAGACCAAGCUUCAGGAUUUCUGAACCUAAAUAACCAACCCUGGCACCUCUGCCCUGGCACUAUCCCUAAUUAACAAUCCUAACCCGAAUUUUCCCGAUUCUAUGGUGUGACGUCACUACAUCAAAGGUUCAAUCUCGUAGGUACCUGAUGUGGAGGGUACAAAUAUCGUAUACCGGAGCAAAUAUUCUCUUGCAUCAGGAAAAGUGCAAUACAGUCGAAAAUUCGCCAUAUACCGAGUUGAAAUCGAGGUAAAUACUAAUUUUACUCCCUUCUUAAUGUAAUUCUAUUAAUUGUGCUACAUAAUUUGCAUUUUAAAAAUAAAGCAAUGGAAAAUUACGAUACUUUGUAUCGCGAUGUGAUCGGUUUGAUACUGUGUCAAACUGUGACGUUGUCAGAUUAACAAUUUAUGACCUUUAAUGAUCUGGAUACAUACCGUAUAGCAAAUCAUAACGGGACAUAUUGCACACAAAUUGUUAUAACUUAUAUUAGGUUAAUAUGCACGAAUUUUACAGUAAAAGCCCAAUAAAGUCUUCUAUAGCUCCAGUGUUGUUGAGAGUUCAGUGUCGCUGCGGGAAACAAGGGGAGGGACUAAAGCGAGGGAAAGUGAAAAUAACAAAUUUCAAAAGAACAAUUUAUAUAUUCGAAUAAAAUUUUGCACAAAAUAUCGAAGAAAAUCGACAAUGUAUACCCGUGUGUUGCUGCAAGCCAGAACAUGCUAUCGCUCGUCUCUUUGGCUAAGUCAAAAAUCGCUUGAUUGCAGCAAAAUCCUACCAGCGAUCAAUAUGAAGAAAGCAAAAUUCAGCAACAAACCAUUGACCAUUGGAACCUUGAAUCCCUUGGUCAAAGAAGUUGAAUACGCCGUUCGUGGACCGAUUGUUAUUCGUGCUGUCAAACUCGAAAAAGAACUGGAAAAGGUACUGUUUGUUAAUAUUGAAACAUUAGCUGAAACAUUAGUAAAGUUUUAAUUUAAAUAUACGUAUGUAGUUUUGAAAUAUAUAAAUUGAUCAAAUGUUACAAUUUCAAUUACUGUAAUAACUUUAUAUGUUAUAAAUAUUUGUAAACAUAUGGCAGUUUUUAAGUUUGUUGUUUUUGGAAAAUUAUAACAUUUGAAAAAUUUAACAAAAGGAAUUAAAGUCAUAGAAUACAGUCCUUUUGAUUUCAAAAAUAGAUGAGGCUUUUUUUCAUUAUUCAUUAUUUUCAGAAAUGUGUUAAAAUUGGUCGAACGUCAGUAGACCCGUUCAGUAAUAUACCAGCAAUCUUUAAAACUAGGCUCUAUAUAGCCAAUAUUGCAAAAUAUAGACAAACAUAUUGGCUGUUUAGACUCGUUUUUGCAUUAUUUACAGUUCCUGACCAAAACCCAUAAAAGAAAAAAAUUGAGUAUGUGGCAUAAAGAACCAUUAUUAAAUUUAUUAUCAAAAGACCGAAAAUACCAAAACAAUUUUAACUUCAGCAAUUAUAAACAUUUGCAUACAUCAUCCCAUUGGGCACUCUAUAUUAUAAGCAAACAUGACGUUGUCUAGAUUUCACUGCCAACACACUUUUGCCUAGCGAGUUUAAAUCCUUAAAGAAAAUCUUAGUACAUUUAGCCCAUCCACAAAGAUACAAGCAGUAUUCAUUGAGGUGAAUCAAUCAUGCAUUAAAUUAUGAUAUUAUUUCCAAAAGCAUAUGCUAAUUUAGUUAAAAAUACUCACCUUUUGUUUCUCCUAAAGUCGUUUUAAAUCACCACCAUGACCACAAGCAAAUAAGCAAUGCUUUUACAUCGUCGAUAAUCGGAUUAUAUGGUGUUGAAUAGCACCUACGAGUGGAGUUUUGCUGUACAGGUAGACUUUACCCUUAUAAAAUACAUGACUUCUGCGACAAGUUAUAGUUUAAUUAAAGUAUAGAUAAUUCUUGAAAUAAGGCCAAAUAAAAAAAAAAACUUGGUUAGCGUCACUGCCCGCCUCUCGAUUUCUGCAGCCUCUGAAUUAAAAAAAAUUUUUUUAUGUAAAUCUCUUUGUUUUACAGCUUAAAACAGUUUAAUAUUUGAAAUUUUUUUCAUGCUCAGACCUUCGCACUAUAUACUGAUCGAAAGGAGCGUGUGGUCUUGGGUACAUGUAUACAAGGUAUAGCAAAAUGGCAGCCUUCGCAACAUCAGUACAAAAAAUAUCACCGAUAUGGUGGAAAAACUGCCCCCAUCCCCCCAAAAAAUACCAUUAAAAAAUUAAAAAACGAGUAAAAAUUUAAAAAAAACCGCCUGUCUGCCUCUGAAAAUUUGUGAGAGUGUGAUGCUAACCAAGUAUUUUUUUAUUUGGCCUAAUGAAAAUUUUUGAAAUGAUUUUUUUUGCGGCAGCAUUUUGGACAUGCGGGCGGAGGAUGGUAUUCUAUGACUUUAAUUCCCUGGGGCUAAAAUAUUAAUGUAUUAUUGCAUAUAUUUGUUUGCAGCAGCUAUAUUUUGGUAAACUACUAUUACAGUAAUAGCUGUCUGAAAGUACUUACAGUACAAGCUACAAAAUGACAUGCAUUGAAUUUAACUGAUUUUAAAAUGGAAUAUAAUUGUAGCGAUUUUUUUGAAAUUACUCUGAAGUUCUUGAGGAAUGAAAUUACUUUUUGCAAAGGGUAAUACUUGUAUUAUAAUUAUGGAUUAUUUCUAGAAGGAUUUUACUCAUUUAGGGAGCACAAAAACCUUUCAGUGAGGUUCUCAAAGCAAAUAUUGGUGAUUGUCAUGCCAUGGGUCAACAACCUAUCACUUUUAUCAGACAGGUAAGUGGUGUAGCACUGAUUUCAGCACAUCAACAGGGGUACUAGGAUCACAAGGGCAGCUUCCCCCGUUAUGGAAGCCAGUGGGCCAAGCUAGUUCCCAAGUACCAUGUAAGGUAACAUAACCCCCCCCCCCCUUGCUGAAUAUUAGCUUAGAUCUGCAUUUGUAGGCAAUUUUACAUUUGCUGUACCAAAAGCGUGGUAAUAUAUGGUGGCAACCUAAAUUCACCCUAAUAUUUUGCAAAGUGUCUGUUGCUGAGUUGCCGUCAAUUUCAGUACGGUACGAUAGUAGUUCUAGUUACUUUUAAAUAUAUAUGACUGCAAUCAUAAUUCAUAAUCAUUUUUAAUAAUGUUUUUGUGCAAUAAAUAAGCAAUUUAUUGAGUAUUUUCAUGAUAGGUGCUAGCAAUAUGUAUGGAUCCAAGCUUGCUGGACAGUUCACAAUACCCACAAGAUGUGAAAGACAGAGUGAGGAAAGUUCUUGGAGCUUGUGGUGGCGGAAGUGUUGGUAUGGUAUUUUAAAUGUUUGUCACAGCUCUAUAUUAUUAGCAAUUUGGCAGAUUUACAUACCACAUUUGAACAGGACCAUCAUAUUGUUUAAGACCAUGUUUGCACUAUGAUGCUAGACAGCAGUAUAUUGAUUUGCAGGUACGCUAUGGCAAACCACUCCGUUUAUGGCUGUAAACGCAAUACUAAGAUAAAACUUGUUUGAACAGUGUUUUGUCAUUGUUUUUUCCAGGUGCAUACACUCAUUCUAGUGGUAUCGAACUGGUCCGACAAGAUGUUGCCAAGUACAUUGAGAGAAGAGACGGAUAUCCUUCCAAUGCUUCAGAUAUCUCUUUGACAGGUGGAGCAAGUGAAGGAGUGAAGGUGCAAUACAAGUUCACAGUUGUUCAAUUCAGUGGAACAAUGAUCUUUUCUUUGCCCAAGUUAAAAUGCUUGGUCUACAUGAUAUACUUAAGUACAUGUUUUAUUUUACCCGUGUAGGAAAUGAUGAAGUGCCUUCAAACAGGUGGAAGUGGGAAAGAUAGAGCUGGUGUGAUGAUUCCAAUACCACAAUAUCCUCUUUACUCUGCUACCAUCUCAGAACUUGGUGCUUAUCAGGUGAGAUCCUCGCUGGAGAAAAUAUCAUAAUCUUUCCAAAUCCAUACUAUGUGGUCAUAUUUGCAUCACGUCCUUAAUCCAUAGUAUAUUCACACUAUGUCUACAUACUUCCUUGCAUAUUGCACAAUACUGUAAUAGGUUUUUGCUAUUUAGCAUUAUAUGAACAGAAUUUAGUUAUCUGUAUAAAUACCAUUUGUUCAUAUUUUUCUUAAUUGUUAUGUUGCAUGUUAUAAAAAAUUUAAAACGCAAUUUAUAUGAAAUGUAAGCAUUCAGACAUAACUGCAAAAUGCUUCGCAAGGACUGGAAAUCAAUCUUCUCCACAGAGUUGUGAGUUCUUUGCUGCAAUUUCUCAAAACUGGUAAAUUUUAGAUCAACUAUUAUUUGGACGAGGACAAUGGCUGGGCACUGGAUAUCAAGGAACUAAAGAGAUCAGUUGACGAGGCAAGAGAUCAUUGCGAUCCAAAACUACUCUGCGUUAUCAACCCUGGAAACCCCACAGGUUUGAGGAACAAUUUAUGAUUUUUUAAUGUCACAGCUGUAGAAAUUUCUUCGCUGGUUACAUAAACAAAUUUUUUGUUCGAAUUUGUCUCCUUUUAGGACAAGUUCUUAGUUAUGAGAACAUUAAAGCAGUCAUCCAAUUCGCGAAAGAAGAAGGACUGUUUCUGUUUGCUGACGAGGUUUAUCAAGAUAAUGUUUACGCACAAGGAGCAAAGUUUCAUUCAUUCAAGAAAGUGCUCCGUGAUUUAGGAGAAGAAUAUAAUGAUUUCCAGUUGGCAUCAUUUCAUUCUUGUUCCAAAGGCUACACGGGAGA